AUGCCCCCAGCUAUAUCCUCAGUUACGUCGUCAGCUACGUCGUCAGCUAUGCCGUCGAGGGUGAAGCGAGCGUCGGCGUCGAGCCACAUCACUCUCCUCUCCGUUUUCAUCGCCGGCUCGGCGCUGAUGCCUUCGGGGUGCUGGGCUCAGAAUACCACCAUGAACGCGACUUUCCACAGCGACUUCUUCCAAGGCGACGUGCGCAUCAUCGUGGGUCCCUACCGUAACAAAUUCCGCGUCGAGGCGAACAUGCCGGACUGGGCCAAGUCGGCCACACUUAAGCAGGAGUACAUAGUUGAGACUUACCCUUUUCCGUCCAACUUCUCCUCUCUCACGGACGCGAAGCACGCUACUUUGACCUUCGCCCCUUCCAACUGCUACCCCCUCUCCGGCAGUGUAACCCCUGAACAGGCCGUUCCAGCGUACCUCGCGUCAGGCCCGGACCUUUGCCUCUCCUGCUACGUCUACCUCACCUUCUCCUUCCUCGAUCCGACCACGGCCAGCCAGAUCGGAAGCACGUGCACAGAGACAGACAACGGGAAGCUUCGCGGAUACAUCUGCUCCACGGCUACGGAUGCUGACGUCGCCGCAGUGGCGCAGGCAUUUGGGGAACCACCGAUAAUGGGUGUUGGCGGGACGUCGGUGGGGUUUCUCUACACGGAGAUGUUUGUGCGCCAGCCCGCUGGCUCCACCAUGCGCGUCCCCUCCAUCCGCGUCGAUCCCCUAGCCAUGAAGGGAAUCGGGUACAUCAUGGUGCCAUCCACCCCUAAGCCUCUCCCCGGGACCUUUGACGCCCUGCCUUUCGUUGCUGGCAACAACAGCAAGUCCAUCAGCGUCGGUCUAGUGAUCCCAAUUUCCUUGAUGACUCAGGCGUCGGUCACAACUACCCCAAUCAGCAGCGUUACAAGGGCGAAAGUCGCAGCAGACAGCUUCCUUUUCUACUCCAUGGAUGCUCCGGCCAACCAGUCGCUUACUGUCGAUGCCGUCAUCUUACCCCCUGACCCCUAUGGCAUUGCCUCCGUUGAGGAUGCCAAGUCAUACUCCAUCACCCUCUACAUUAGCAAGAAAAGCACGGGCAUGGCUGCUGCUGGGUGGGGUGUAACCCUGAUGUCUGUGAUGCUCGCUCUCCUGACCUUCCUGCCUGUCAUGUAG
Closterium sp. Yama58-4 is the source of this 1152-nucleotide messenger RNA. The record is from the annotation of a GenBank genome assembly. NCBI's taxonomy places the organism in Eukaryota, Viridiplantae, Streptophyta, Zygnematophyceae, Desmidiales, Closteriaceae.